GACGAAGACUAGGUUACUUUGGUUUACUUUAGGGCAUUCAAUGAAAAUAAUCUACUUGUUACAUUGUUGCCCCUUUUGUACACAGUAGCUGCAACAUUGCAACACUUUGUCGCCAUGUAUCAUUAUAUAAAGAAUAGGCAACUCACGGGAUUCCGUAGUCAAACCCCGAUGACGAAAAAGUCUCCUGAAACCAGUAACGCUAGCACCCAGAGCUAGCUGCAGCAACAUCUCACUAUAUUUUAGUCAGUAGUAUGUUUAAUACUCAUCUUUGAAUUACAUUGUUAGCUAGUUUGGACCAGAUGGCUGCGAAAAUCAACGAGGCGCACGACCACAUUGCCAAGGCUGAAAAAUAUUUAAGGACUAGUUUCAUGAAAUGGAAGCCUGACUAUGACAGUGCUGCAUCAGAGUACUCAAAAGCAGCUGUUGCCUUUAAAAAUGCCAAGAUGCUUGAAGAAGCGAAGGAGGCAUACCUGCAAGAGGCAGAAGCCCAUACCAACAACAAAACACUAUUCCAUGCUGCCAAAGCACUUGAAGCAGCUGGUAUGAUGCUUAAGGACAUGCAGAGGAUACCAGAGGCUAUCCAGUACAUUGAGAGAGCAAGCAUGAUGUAUGUAGAGAACGGCACACCGGACACUGCAGCCUUGGCCCUCGACAGAGCUGGAAAGCUAAUCGAAUCACAGGAUCUAGCAAAAGCAGUGGACCUGUACCAGAAAGCUGCAUCAGUGUUUGAGAACGAGGACCGUCUACGUCAAGCUGUAGAGAUGCUGGGGAAAUCAUCAAGACUGCUCGUCAGGCAACACAAGCUUGAUGAAGCAGCAGUGUCGAUUCAGAAGGAGAAGAACAUGUAUAAAGAAAUAGAGAAUUACCCAACGUGUUUUAAGAAAACCAGUGCCCAAGUGCUAGUCCACCUUCACAGAAAUGACUUCGUAGCAGCAGAUAAAUGUGUCCGAGAGAGUUACAGUCUGCCAGGCUUCAGUGGGAGCGAGGACUGUAUUGCCUUGGAGCAACUCUUGCAGGGCUACGACGAGCAGGAUGAGGACCAAGUGCACCGUGUCUGUAACUCGCCCUUAUUCAAGUAUAUGGACAAUGAUUAUGCCAAGUUGUCCGUCAGCCUGAGGGUUCCAGGGGGUGGUAAGAAGAAGAAGGCGCCAGCUGCCGAUGCUGGGGAAGGAGGAGCAGGUGCCGGAGAGGCUGACGAGGAUGAGUAUGCUGGUGGGCUAUGUUAGCCACAGAACCUGGACUUCAUGUCUGGACCAAAACACUUCCUGUUGCCUGUUAGGAGGGGAGUCUGAAUCUUCCACAGCCUGUCCUCCCGUUCUGAGCAUGUCAGGGGGUUGUGAACUUACCCUCCCAUCUCCAGAAUCCAAGCAACAACUGCAGGCACUCGGACCAUACAUGCAUAACGAGUUAUGCUCAGAACAAUAACAUAAGCAUGGUAACAUCAGUGUGGAAAAUAAUCAUAUGCUACUCAAUCAUUUGAAUAUAUAUUAUUUGUCCCUUUUUGGGUUUACUGUGAUUGUAAAAUAUUGUUUAUUUUGCUGCAUUUAAAGUGAUAUAAAAUAUUAGAUUGCUUUUGUUGUAUGUGCCUCAGUGGAUAGAUCAGUGGUGUUUUUUUAUCUUUAAAUCUACAACCGUAUGCAACAAGAUACACAGUGUGAAAAUAUUGAUUUGAACAUUUAACUGACAAUCUAAAAAUGCUGUGCCUCAAUGAUUGAUGUGUAAAGGGGUGGAUAAAUCCAUUUCUGAAUUUCUAUAGUAUAAAGUGUUAAAAACAGCUAUUUCAGUUGCUAUUGUCUGUGUGAAGGCUACACUCAUAUAUGGAAUCAAAUGAAUGUUGAGAAAAUAAUAUAGUGGGUAAUUUGGUAUAAAGUKAUUUAUUUUUUUGUUUCGUCAGGAUUUCAGAAUGCCUUUCUAGUUUUCAUAUGGUUAUGCUUUUUAACCAACUGAAAGAUAGAAAUGAUGAUUCCUGUUUACAACUAAUCUUAAAAUGUGUGUCAAGUAUUGUGGAGCAUGCAGGCUAGAUGUUUGUGGCAUGCCCUCUUGUGUUUUUACUGAAUCAAGUCAGAAUGGAAUAAAAUGGCAGCACGUCA
Salvelinus sp. IW2-2015 is the source of this 2090-nucleotide messenger RNA. Its product is annotated as gamma-soluble NSF attachment protein. Gene Ontology annotation, molecular function: soluble NSF attachment protein activity; syntaxin binding. Gene Ontology annotation, cellular component: SNARE complex; vacuolar membrane. Gene Ontology annotation, biological process: intracellular protein transport. NCBI's taxonomy places the organism in Eukaryota, Metazoa, Chordata, Actinopteri, Salmoniformes, Salmonidae. The record is from RefSeq and is a predicted model, not a curated record.